Molecule: messenger RNA, 600 nt
Organism: Theobroma cacao (cacao)
Lineage: Eukaryota; Viridiplantae; Streptophyta; Magnoliopsida; Malvales; Malvaceae
Source: RefSeq, a predicted model, not a curated record
AUGAUGAAACUACCCCUAGUCCAUGUUAUCGCAUCUACUUCUUGUUACGUGUCUAUGGAGGGAGAGAACCUCAAGAUCGUCUUGAAACAGGACAAGAAAUCCUACGUCCUUGACACUCAUAUUCCACUAGUCUCUAUUGCUGAUGCUAGUGUUGAGGAUAAGGAAUCAUAUCACUGUCAUAAGGAUGACGAUGAUCAAGUAGCAUGCGUGAUGCUAGCCAGUAUGACCCCAAAAAUCCAAAAACAACAUGAACACAUGGAUGUCCAAUCCAUGAUUUUUCACCUUAGAGAAUUAUUCGAUAAGGAGGGGUGCACUAAGAGAUAUGAGAACUUGAAAGAACUAUUUCGAUUCAAGAUGGCAGAAGGUAGUUCUGUUAGACCCCAUGUGCUGAAGAUGAUUGGACUCGUUGAGAGACUUUGGCAAUUGGGAUUAGUAAUGGAUCACGAGCUAAGUGAAGACUUAGUUUUACAAUCUCUUACGGACAGCUUUAGUCAGUUUGUGUUGAACUUCCAUAUGAAUCAAUUGGAAGACACUUUUCUCGAACUUUUGAAUAUGAUAGACACAGCAAAGAGGUCCAUCAAGAAAGAUAAAGGGUCAUAG